Centropristis striata (black sea bass) is the source of this 3021-nucleotide messenger RNA. RefSeq lists its product as uncharacterized. The record is from RefSeq and is a predicted model, not a curated record. Bases 1 to 3021 code for a protein of 1006 amino acids. NCBI's taxonomy places the organism in Eukaryota, Metazoa, Chordata, Actinopteri, Perciformes, Serranidae. The transcript is spliced from 2 exons. Gene Ontology annotation, molecular function: nucleic acid binding. Gene Ontology annotation, biological process: DNA integration.
AUGGCCCUGUUUGGAAGAAUUGAUGACUUUAAGCCGGAAAACGAGCCGCGGUCGGCUUAUAUUGAACGGCUUGAACAGUUUUUUGUAGCUAACGACAUUGCCGACGAUAAGAAAGUUGCUACGCUAUUGAGUGUAAUGGGCGCAACUACAUACGGACUUUUAAGAAAUUUAGUAAGGCCCCGGAAGCCUAAGGACAAGACGUUUGGCGAGAUAGUGACUGUUUUAAAGGAACACUUUGAGCCAAAGCCGUUGCUGGUGGCAGAGAGGUUCCGUUUCAACCGGUGCAAUCAAAAAGCUACUCAGCCGGUCGCACAGUACGUAGCGGAGCUGAAGCAGUGUGCCGCUAACUGUGAGUUUGGCACCAACCUGGACGCAUCACUACGAGAUCGGUUCGUCAGUGGAAUAAGAAACAAAGCCUGCCAGCGGAGGCUACUCUCCGAAAAUGACCUACCUUUUGCCAAACCGUUUGAGAUCGCCGUCAACAUGGAGACGGCUGACAGAGACGCACGUCAGCUGAGAGGGAUGGAGAACGAAACAGGCGGAGCUGCAAACGUCCAUGAGGUGAAGCUGCAAAGAGCCAGGAACUGUUACAGUUUAUAUAACAUAUCUCCAGUAAAGCAUAGUGACUGGGCAGCACCGGUAGUUCCGGUGGAAAAGAUGGAUAAGUCACUUCGCCUGUGUGGUGAUUAUAAAGUGUCAGUUAACCCAGCACUUGAAACAGACACACAUCCCUUACCUCGCUUGGAAAAGCUUUUAGCUACCCUUAGUGGAGGUAAGAUUUUCUCUAAGAUUGACUUAUUAGCAGCAGCUUAUCAGCAAGUUUUGCUAGACGAUGACUCCAAGAAAUACACUACCAUCAACACCCACAGAGGGUUGUUUGUGUAUAACCGACUUCCUUUUGGCAUCAGUUCCGCUCCCUCAAUCUUCCAGCGGAUUAUGGAAAACAUAAUGAAAGACUUACCUGUGGUAGUUUUCCUUGAUGAUCUUCUCAUCAUGGGACGUUCGGAGGAGGAUCACCUCCACAACCUUCAGAGAGUCCUGCAACGCUUACAGGAAAAUGGACUACGAGUGAAAUGCUCAAAGUGUGAGUUUGGGAAAACUCAGCUUGAGUAUUUGGGUCAUGUACUGGACGAGCGUGGCAUUCACCCUUCAGAAGAAAAAGUGAGAGCAAUACAUGAGGCUCCUGCACCCACCAAUGUUAAGGAGCUACAAGCGUUUUUGGGUCUCUUAAACUAUUAUGGGAGAUUUUUGCCCCAGCAGAGCACAGUGUUGGCACCACUGUACAGACUUCUUAGAGGAGAUGUAGUUUGGAAAUGGACUGACGCAGAACAGUCUGCUUUUGUGAAGUGCAAGGACCUGCUGACGAGUGACCAGGUUUUAGCACACUAUGAUCCCAGUCUUCCACUCACUCUAGCAUGCGAUGCCUCUGCAUAUGGCAUUGGAGCGGUGAUCCAACACACCAUGCCAAAUGGGGAGGAGAGACCAAUUGCUUAUGCUUCCCGCAUGCUGUCUCCAGCUGAGAAAAAAUAUUCUCAGAUAGACAAGGAAGCUCUUCGAUUGAUUUAUGGUGUAAAGAAAUUCCACCAGUAUUUGUGGGGUAGACAUUUUACCUUGGUCACUGACCAUCGCCCCCUCUUGACACUUUUUGGCGAGCACAAGAGUCUGCCUACAUUGGCUGCUGCACGCAUUCAGCGGUGGGAAAUUAUACUGUCAGUGUAUGACUACAACAUUGUCGAUUGUAAGUCAGCAGAGCACAGUAAUGCUGAUGGACUCUCCCGUUGCCCUUUACCUGAGACCAGCGACACAGGAACUACUGUAGCAUCGGCUACUGUCCACUCACUGCUUGCAGAACAUCUACAAAGGGCGCCACUCAAAGCCACUUCAGUAGCCCAGAUGACACGCACGGACAGUGAGCUAGCCCGUGUCUACAAGUAUGUCAUGGAAGGCUGGCCAGAUAAAGUAGAAGACACAUUGAAAGUGUUUUUCACUAAGAGAAGCGAGUUAUCUACAGAGCAAGGUUGUGUCCUUUGGGGAACCCGAGUCAUUGUACCCUCAAAAAUGAGAAAAUCACUGUUAGAGGAAAUUCACUCAGGACACCAAGGUAUAGUGAAGACUAAAGCUCUUGCUCGUAACUUUGUAUGGUGGCCAAAUCUUGACUCGGAUGUGGAGCAAAUGUGUAAAGAAUGUGAAACCUGUCAGAUGGAGCAAAAAAGGCCUCAACAUGUUCCACUGAACCCAUGGGAAUUUCCUGGUGAGUCCUGGAAAAGACUUCAUUUAGACUUUGCCAGACCCUUUCUGAACAGCAUGUUCAUGAUUGUCGUGGAUGCUUAUUCAAAGUGGUUGGAAGUGUUUCGGAUGUCACAAAUCACUUCUCAGGCUACUGUGACAAGGCUGAGGAGACUGUUUGCCUCCUAUGGACUGCCGGAGCAAAUUGUUACAGACAACGCCACCACUUUCACUUCUGAGGAGUUUCAGACCUUUGUCAAGCAGAAUGGGAUUCUGCACACAACAAGUGCCCCAGGACAUCCAGCGACCAAUGGUCUGGCUGAGAGAUAUGUCCAGACUUUUAAAACAGGUAUGCAAAAACUUGCCAACAUAACUGUGAACAUUGAUGACAGACUGUCCCUGUUCUUGAUGCAAUAUCGGACGACACCAAACUGCACAACAGGACAGUCUCCAGCUGAUCUGUUUUUACACAGACAUGUCCGUACAAGGCUGGAUUUCCUGAAGCCCUGCACAAAAGAGACGGUGCGCAAAAGACAGUACCAACAGAAAGCCCGCCAUGACCACAGAGCUGCAGACCGUUCGUUUGGCGUGGAUGAUGCUGUGUACCUGCGUAGCACUGUGGGAGGAGACCCCAAGUGGAUUCCAGGGUUGGUGGUGAGACAGACAGGCCCUGUGUCAUAUGAGGUCAGAGAGCGGGAUUCUGACACAGUACACAGACGCCAUGGAGACCAGCUGAGAGCUCGGGCCACAGCUGAACCUGACACUGUGUUAACUAACCCUCAUGUUGAACAGUAA